This is a messenger RNA of Puccinia triticina, 3963 nucleotides long. RefSeq lists its product as uncharacterized. NCBI's taxonomy places the organism in Eukaryota, Fungi, Basidiomycota, Pucciniomycetes, Pucciniales, Pucciniaceae. The transcript is spliced from 8 exons. The coding region runs from base 1 to 3963 and encodes 1320 amino acids. Gene Ontology annotation, molecular function: hexosyltransferase activity; UDP-glycosyltransferase activity. Gene Ontology annotation, biological process: carbohydrate metabolic process. The record is from RefSeq and is a predicted model, not a curated record.
AUGGACUGCAUAAAACCAACCACACCACCAGCGAACACCCCUCAGCCCAGAACACCCGCCAGCCGAUGGCCACCCACACAUCCACCCACCGCUCGCUCAGCUUCGGACAGCCUGCCGCUGGCCAUGGCCACCCCCACCACCCCCGCGCCGAGCGAGCAACCGACAGCGACACAACUCUCCGCCAGUCUGCCCGAACCACUCCCUGUAUCCAGCAUGAACCACCCCAAACGCUCGCUGAUCCUCUCCAGGAAGCUCCAGCAGAUCUUCCAGCUGCCCCCCGACGAGGAACUGCUCGCCGAAUACCCCGCAUGGCUCUUCCGCUCGCUCCUCCUCAAGGGCUACCUCUACCUCACCUCAGCCCACCUCUGCUUCUACGCCUUCCUCAGGUCCAACGAGCGCGAGGCAGACGACGACCCCGAAUCAGCCCUCAAAGCGGGCAUCCUCACCCGCCACCACUCCCGCAGCAAGCUCGACCAGCGCCAGGCAUCCAAGAAGAGCUGGUUCAUCCUCAAGAACACCAUCCUCUCAUGGUACCCAUCCAGCCACGAGCUCUUCUUCCCCACCGGCCAGAUCGACCUGCACUUCUGCACCAAGCUCGAACAACCCAACCCCAACUCCAAAAACCCCAACCAGUUCAAGCUCUUCGUCUCCGGGAAAGUCUACACCUUCUCCAGCGAUACCCAGCAGUCCAGAGACGACUGGCUCAAGCUGCUCCAGCAGACCAUCUUCGCAUGCCAACACGACGGCCAGAACGUCAAGAUCGCCAUCCCCCUCAGCGCCAUCGAGAACAUCCAGAAGUGCGACUCGAUCCAGUUUGCCCAGACCGUAUGCAUCAAGAUCAAGGAGAACGCCCCCGCCAUACCCUUCGCCCCAAACAGCCAAGCCAUCCAAGAAGAAAUCGGCGACAGCUCACUCGUCGACUACUUCUUCGGCUUCCUACAAGACUCCCAAACCCCCUACGAACAACUCAAGGCUGCACUCGAUCCAAUCAGAGACUCCACUCGCUUCAGACUCCCCAGCACCCCGCUCCCCAAGCCCGGCGAAGAUUACUUUGCGAGCUCAGCCCCCACUCCGCUCUCUCGCUCGGGAAGCCAACUCAUGGCCUCAUCACCAUCCGAUUACUACUCAGAAGAACGCAAGACCAAGUUCACCGACAAGAUCACCAAGAUCGCCAGCACAAGCAUCAAGUUCGUCGGCAGUCCCAUCCGACCGGCAACCAACAACACCGUCAAGAACGUACCCGUGACGCUGAACCCGAUCAAGCCUGCCAAGGACGUGAUCAACUCGGCCAAGGGCCUCAUGGCCUCUGCACAAGACGCGUCCGCGUCUACUUCGGCCACCAAGAAGGAUCCUCCCACCCAAUCGCAAAGCGUUGAUAAGCUGUCGGAUGAGGAGGGCACCGGUGAAGCCCAACUGACACAGCGAGACCAAUUCAAGUUCCAGAGCGAGUUCAACUUCCUCACCCCGGGCGUGGUCUCCUCCAAUUCGGCUAAUCCCGAAGGCUUGAUCCGUCUGUUACUCAAGACCAAGUGCAAUCUUGUCCGGAGCGGCUCGUCGAUGUACGGCCAGGUUUAUCUCGCCAGUCCGGUCCCCCCAGCCCCAUCGUCCAAGCAAAAGACGGCCCGCAAGAGCUGUGUGUGUUUCAAGGGGCAGAAGGUGAUGAGCAUUGCGCCGAUCAAGAUGAUCUUGCCCAUCGAGGCCCUCACCGCCGUCCGCUCCGACGCUCUCAAGCUUUUUCUGACUACCCAGCCAACUGACGCCUUGGUCGGCCAGGAAGAAGUCUGCUUCGAAUUCGCCAACCCCGAGCAGAUCAAAGCCGUCCACGACGAGAUCCUCCGGAUGGUCGAAUCAUCCAGCUCGUCGUUUCUGACGUUCAAGCCCCAAUCCAAGCUGCACAUCACUUGUCUGACCAUCGGCUCACGGGGGGACGUGCAGCCGUACAUAGCACUGUGCCAGAAGCUGCAGCGAGACGGCCACACCUGUCGGAUCGCCUCGCACGGAGAGUACCGGACAUGGGUGGAGGGCUAUGGGAUCGAGUAUGUGGAGAUCGGGGGCGACCCGGCCGAGCUGAUGAAGAUCUGUGUCGACAACGGCAUGUUCACGCUCGGCUUCCUCAAGGAGGCCUUCUCCAAGUUCCGCGGCUGGCUCGACGAGCUCCUCGUCUCCUCCUUCGACGCCUGUCAGGGAACCGACCUCCUCAUCGAGUCCCCCUCCACCAUGGCCGGCAUCCAUAUCGCCGAGGCACUCCAGAUCCCCUACUUCAGAGCUUUCACUAUGCCCUGGACCCGCACCAAGGAAUACCCGCAUGCCUUUGCCGUGCCUGACAGGAAGAUGGGAAGCGGAUACAACUACAUGACAUACACGGUGUUUGAUCAAGUGUUUUGGAAAGCGAUGUCGGGGCAGGUGAAUAAAUGGAGGAAGGAGAAGCUCGGCCUCCGGUCGACGACCUACGAGAAGCUGGAAGUCCACAAGGUCCCGUUCCUCUACAACUUCAGUCCGAGCAUCGUCCCUGCGCCCUUGGAUUGGUACGAAUGGAUCCACGUCACCGGGUACUGGUUCAUCGACGAACACGACCCCAACAAGCUCUCUCAACAACAACCUCCGCCCGUCCAGGUCGACUCCCCCACUUCCGAGCCUACCAUCACGCAAUCUUCUUCCCAGAAAUCUUCCUGGGACGCCCCGCCUGACUUGCUCGCCUUCUUGGACCGCGCUCACAGCCAGAACAAGAAAGUGGUUUACAUCGGAUUCGGAUCGAUUGUUGUUCCUGAUCCAGAGGCGACGACCAAGGUGAUCAUCGAGUCGGUGAAAACGGCGGGCGUGUAUGCGAUAGUGUCCAAAGGAUGGUCGGAGCGGCUCUCGAGUGGGACAGCAGGAAAGAAGGGGAAGCGGGCGAACACCUCUGAAGAGGAGGGAAUGGCGGAAGAGGAAGACCUCUCGAUGGUAUACCAGAUCGCGGCGAUUCCGCACGACUGGCUGUUCCCGCGGAUCGAUGCGGUAUGUCACCACGGCGGCUCAGGGACGACGGGUGCGAGUCUGCGGGCGGGGAUCCCGACGAUCAUCAAGCCGUUCUUCGGCGACCAGUUCUUCUGGGCCGAGCGGGUCGAGAGCCUCGGCAUCGGCGCUGGCCUCCGCAAGCUCUCCGUCAAGACCCUCGCCUCCGCCCUCACCCUCGCCACCUCCGACCCCACCCAGAUCUCCCGCGCUCGGAUCGUCGGCCAGCUUAUCCGCAACGAGGACGGCGCUGGAAAGGCUGUCGAGUGCAUCUACCGCGACCUCGACUACGCUCGCUCGUUGAUCAAGCCACGACCCGCACCCCAGGCCCCCCAGCCGCAGCCCCACACGAUCUCGAGGCCGUCUCCGAAGGGCCAGACGGGGUCUCCACAUGCAGCGCGGGCGAGCGGGGAGGGCACCAGUGAGGGCUCGGAGGCCAACGCCUCCAGCCUCCUCCUCAUGUCCGCCCACUCGUCGGGCUCCGACGACCCCGACCGUCAGCCGGACACGCUCCCGGCGAGCGGCUCCUCGUCCGGUGCCGCCUUCUUCGACUGCGCCCAUCCCCCGUCCAGCGCCCUCACCCUCGUCCCCCACCACCCCACCCCCUCCACAUCCCCCGCUGCGGAUGGCCCUUCGGAGGACACAACGGCUCGGCCUGAGGCCGGCCCGCACGCCCUGCUGGGCCAGAGGAGCGACACCACUAUCGGGCCCACCGCCGACCCCGUCCCUGGCACUCGCCGGCCGCCGGCGGCCAAGGGCAAGCAGAAAGCCCUCCCCGCGGACGAUGAAGAUGUCGAGCGGGCGGGCGAGGUGUCAACGACGAAGAGCUCCGCCCCGACGCCCCCCGACGAACACCGCUCCUCCGCCUCCGACGCCUCCGAGGCCUCCUGGGACAUCCUCUCCCAGCAGUCGAAGCCCGACCCCGACCCCGCUGCCGCCGCCGACCUGUCGGCCUCCUUUGACCAGUUCUGA